Messenger RNA from Armigeres subalbatus, 5773 nucleotides. Its product is annotated as toll-like receptor Tollo. Gene Ontology annotation, biological process: signal transduction. The record is from RefSeq and is a predicted model, not a curated record. NCBI's taxonomy places the organism in Eukaryota, Metazoa, Arthropoda, Insecta, Diptera, Culicidae. Gene Ontology annotation, molecular function: protein binding. The transcript has a single exon. Gene Ontology annotation, cellular component: plasma membrane. The coding region runs from base 1268 to 5200 and encodes 1310 amino acids.
GAGAAGACGCUUCAUUUCAGCUGCCGUUGUUGUCCGUGCUCGAGUCCGGGGUGUCAAAAUACGUGCCACAAAAACAGUGUAGAGCGGACGGGUUGCUCUCGACGUAGGGGCGCAAACGAAAGGCAACAAAAAAUCGACCGUCUGUUGUUAUUGUGAUGUGCUGUGCAUGGCUGUUGAUGCCGCGUUCGCCAGAUAGAAGGCGAGGAAUGAAAGCAUUAUAAAAUUAGUCAAGAAAAGGAAGAGCCGAGUGGAGAAAUAAAGUCGACCCGUCAGGGCGGUCUGCAAGGCAGCUCAGUGUUGUGCAUUGAAGGGAAGAAAAUAGCUGUAUAAAACAAUCUUGUGUGCUAAUGUGUUUUCCAUCGGCUUAGCUCCGCACUACAUACGAAGAGCAGUGUAUUUUUGUUGAUGGUGGUGUGUGCUUAUUUAUAAACGGAUAUCACCACUGAGGGGAGCCCCUGUGUGGAGCCCAGGGAAAGAGAAGAUUCGACCGUUGAGUCGUCGAAAAAAAAGUGAAGCGGCGAAGAAUUCGAACAACAGCGAUCAGUUUAGCAUACUGAAGGUUUCUCCGACGGAAUUGAACAACCGCGUUUGCUGCACAGAAGAGCAGAUUGGGUGAAUUGGGUCCGCCUGGUUCUCAGAAGGAGUUGUAAAGUUAAGAGCGAAGCAAAACAAGUGACCGACUCACGACCUCCGCAAUCGUGUGUGGAUGUGUACGCAAAGCAUGAAAUGAGUGAAUAAAACAGAUUAUUUUGUAUAUUUUAUGCUCUGAUCGAAACUAGAACAGCGCUUCUCGCAUUAAACAUCCGUGACGGGAGUGGUGUAAAUUCCGGGCUAGAAGAGCUAGCGGGAAAAGUGAAAAUGCCAUUUGAUGACUUCGGUGAUGAAGUGAAUGAAAGUUUCUUUUCUGAGUAGAGUAUAUUUACUUUUUGAAUUUUGAUUGACGGGCGCGACCGCACGGCGAAAAUUCAUCAACCUGGCUUCGGUACAGGGUAGCGGAAUCAUAUUCAUUCUACUUGGCUGUGGAAUCGUGCUGCUGAGUUGUUGUACGUCAGUAACUGCGGGCCGGAAUAACUUCCUUCGUCACGAUGAUGCCCUGCCGAAGGGAUGCACCUGGACCGGUGUGGUAUUGGAAGUUUCGCAGGAGAAAAGGUCCGACGAAUUGCAGUGCAAAAUCAAAACCAUAACCAAGACCGAGAGUCUGCUAGCUAAUAUAAGUAGUUAUCAAAUUGAUAGGAUAAAGUCGCUCAAGCUAGAGUGUAACGACAUAAUGUUCUUUGAAAGUUCCUUAGAAUCAACCACCACACCAGGAAACUUCCUGGGCAAUCUUAACAGCCUUUUGAAGCUGUCGGUUGAGUACUGUAAAAUAAAGUACAUCCCCGCGAUGGCAUUCUCAAAUAUGAAAGUGCUCAAAAGUCUUUCCCUGAGCACCCAUAAUAUUGACUGGUCUGUUAUGAACCUUGAGCUGCAUCCCGAUAGCUUCCGGGGAUUGACCGAGCUUAAAGAGAUGCACCUGUCGGAUAACAACAUCUGGAGCUUACCGAACGAGGUAUUCUGUCCCCUUUACACACUGAGAGUGCUCAACCUAACCGGAAAUCGGUUGAGUGACAUAUCCCAGCUGUCAUUGUCUGAUUGGGGUAAAGGCCCAAUUGCUCCCGGGAAGGCUUGCAAUACGGGUUUGGAAGUACUGGAUCUGUCGAGCAAUGACAUCACACUUUUGCCCGACAAUGGGCUCUCUGCUUUGAGAUCGCUUAAUGCACUUUACCUACAAGACAACCUCCUCAAAGAAAUCGCCGACCGAGCCUUCGUGGGAUUGGGAACGCUUGAAAUUGUCACCCUGUCCAAUAACAAGCUCACUGCCCUAACACCGGAGCUGUUCCAAUCAUCCCGCAAGAUACGACAAGUUAAUCUACAAAAUAAUUCCCUAUCGGUGCUCGCACCCGGUGUUUUUGAAGGGUUGGAUCGGCUCGAAAUGUUGGACCUGUCGCGAAAUCAACUGACUUCGACGUGGGUCAAACGUGACACAUUUGCCGGUCAAGUGCGCUUGGUUGUGUUAAAUCUCGGCUACAACCACCUCACCAAGGUAGACCAGCACGUAUUCAAGGGGCUGUACAGUUUGCAAAUUCUCAACCUGGAGCACAAUGCCAUAGAGCUGAUUGCUGACGGUGCGUUUAGCGAUCUGAAAAAUUUACAUGCACUGUUUCUCUCGCACAACCGGUUGCGGCAGAUCGAGCCGUACCAUUUCAGUGAAUUGUACGUACUGAAUCAGCUGAUACUGGAAUCGAACCAGAUUGCGUACAUCCACGAGCGUGCCUUUGAGAAUUUAACCCACCUGCACGAUUUGAGUCUGAACGAUAACCGAUUGGAAGAGAUUCCGUCCGGAAUGAAGAGCUUGAAAUUUCUGCAAUCGUUGGAUUUGGGCAAGAAUCAAAUUUCGGAGAUUAAUAAUUCAUCCUUCGAGGGGCUGGAAGAGCUUAUCGGGCUGCGGCUGGUCGACAAUCAGAUAACGGAAAUUUCCAGGGAUACGUUUUUCGCAUUGUCAACGAUUCACGUGCUAAAUCUGGCCAGCAACCGGAUACGACACGUGGACCAGUCGGCGUUCAGUUCGAAUCCAACGCUUCGAGCCAUUAGGCUGGAUAGUAAUGAACUGGAGGACGUAGCAGGGGUGUUCACUUCCCUGACGUCGCUUGUCUAUUUGAAUAUCUCCGACAACAACAUCGGUUGGUUUGAUUAUUCGCACUACCCGCAGUCGUUGGAGUGGUUGGACAUCCACAAGAAUAAUAUCUCCGAGCUGGGCAAUCGGUACGACGUGGGAAAUUGGUUUCAGCUGAAAAUGCUGGACGUGUCCCACAAUCGCAUCAAGCACAUCAACUCGAGCUCGUUUCCGAAAAACAUUGAAACCCUGCUGUUGAACAAUAACCAAAUCGAGGAGAUUGCCCCAGAGACGUUCACCAGCAAGGAGAGCAUUGUGAAGGUGGUUCUCUAUGGGAAUCACUUGCGUCGGUUGGAACGGUCGAUGCUGGCAUUGACGCUGGUGCCGGAUACGCGAACUUUGCCGGAGUUUUAUAUAGGAGAUAAUUUAAUCCACUGUGAUUGCAACAUGGAAUGGCUGCAGCGCAUCAAUGGGCUGGACUAUCUCCGACAGUACCCGCAGGUGAAAGAUCUCGACUCGGUGAUGUGCACGAUGGAGCACGAGCGAGGUGAGCUAGUUCGUCCGCUGAUGGAAAUGAAGGCCAGCGAGUUUCUGUGCAAAUACGAGAGCCAUUGUUUCGCGACGUGUCAUUGCUGUGAUUUUGACGCGUGCGAUUGCAAAAUGACGUGCCCUGACAGAUGCAGCUGUUAUCACGACACGGCGUGGGAAUCGAACAUCGUGGACUGCGGCAGUUUGGGUUUGAGUUCAGUUCCGGAGAAAAUUCCAAUGGAUGCCACCGACAUCUAUCUGGAUGGCAACAAUUUCGGUCAGUUGGAGAGCCAUGUUUUUAUCGGCAAGAAAAAACUCAAGUCGCUGUAUCUGAACAACAGCUACAUCGACGGGCUAAAUAAUAAAACGUUUUUCGGAAUUCCGGCACUUAGUGUGCUGCACCUGGAAAGCAAUAGGCUGGAGAGUAUCAGUGGGGCUGAAUUCGAAAAGGUGCAUGAUUUGAAGGAGCUGUUUUUGGAUCACAAUGCCAUCGGUACCAUUGGCAACAAAUCGUUCUAUUAUCAGAAAUCAUUGGAGGUGCUUACGAUAAGUGACAAUAAAAUCAGUGAAUUAAAACCAUGGGAACUGAUGCCACAGGGCGGUACGUUCCGGCUAAUCUCGCUAAGUGGUAAUAAACUGGCCUGUGCUUGUGAAUCGAUGAGUAAGCUAGUGGACUGGGUCGAACGGCAGUUCAACGAAACGAAUGGUCUAAGUGAAUUUCAGUGUUCGAAUAAUAAAUUACUGAAGGACGCGAUUAAGGAGUGUGAGAGCCACAAGAGUGCCCCGAUUGCAACACCAACCGUGCAGCGGACGAUUAUCGAUAAUGAUUUUAUAGACUAUUUGCCGCUGCUGAUUGCCGUGCUGGCUGGACUAGUGUUGACGAUUCUACUGGUGACGUUGGUGUUCAUUUUCCGGAACGACGUUUGUCUGUGGGCGCAUUCCCGGUACGGAGUAAGAAUAUGUAAGGAUCCACUUAACGCGAUGGAGAGGUGUGAGGAUAACGAGAAACUUUACGAUGGCUAUCUGGUUUAUAGUGCUGCUGAUGCCGAUAUGGUUACUAGUCAAAUAGCACAAGAAUUGGAGCAUAAUGGGUACGCACUUUGCCUGCACUAUCGUGAUAUUCAUUCAGCAGCCUUCCUGGCAGACUCACUUCAGGGUGCUGCCGAUGCAUCCCGCAAGUUGAUUCUGUUUAUUAGUGUGAAAUUUAUGCAACUAGAAUGGUCUCAACCGGAGUUCCGCGCUGGAUUACAAGCGGUUUUAGAGCUAAUCAGGCCUUCGCGGCGGAGACAGAGGCUUAUUCUCAUUACUUCGGUGCCACAAUCGAUGCUCGCGAUGGAUCCCAUAAUGGACAUCCUCACGCGAACCUGCACCGUUAUCUCGUGGGAUGAUCGUCGCUUCUGGGACAAGCUUCGUUUCGCCAUGCCGGACAUUGGCAAAAAUUCUCCUGUAAAUAAAGCUCCCCAUCGCAAAGCCAUCAACAUCCGGUACACACCGGCUCCAACCAAUCCUACCGCACCGACGGCCACCUGGCCAAAGCGCCUCAAUUCCGAAGUAUGCGUACAAUAUCCACCGCAAUCCGCUCAUUCCCCCAACCACAGUACUUACAACACCGAGGAUGAACUUUCGACCGCUUCCUCGCCGCAGUACGAGGCUCCAUCGCUUCACCACGCAGUUGGAGGUGGUCACGCGAUGGUUCCCUUCCAUCACCACCAUCACCCGCACGCCCCAUCGGCGCCAUCACACCACAUUCCACUGCAGCAGCAGCAGACUGGCAAUUCACCGCACCUGCAAACCUAUCCUCACCAUCCUCAACAUCAACAGCAACAGCCGCACCAUCUACCAUUCAACCAACAGCAGCAGGGCAACUGCUCCUCGGGCAUGGGAGCUCCCGUGGGCUACUACCGCACCAGUAAGUCCAACAAUACCAACACCCUAGGCCACGUGUACUCCACCAUUCCGGAGUCGCAAUACAACACCCAUCACUCCAAUCGCAGCGAUAGCAAUCGACCGUACUUUGUGUAAUAUUUACUCUACUUUUAGCUCUUUUUUCAAAUCUACCACCCACUUCUCCAUUCUCCACCGACCUCCACUCCCCACAUUUCCAUACGUGCACCUACUUCAAUUCCCAUUUCACUCGUACUCGCUUCAAUAGUCCUACUGUUUAAAAAGGCAAAAUAUUGUGUAUAAAAAUUGUUUAUGUACUACACUACUCUGUGAACUACUCGUAGGCUAGGUCAAAACGAAGAAGAAAAAAAGACUUAUUUGAUUAGAAAUCUCCCUCUCCGCCGAUGAACCAUAAUCAACGACUUUCUUUCUGUGCGAGUGGGCAUGCGAUUGGGAUGCCAAUAUGUUUUGCUUUCCUCCAUUUCAAAACAUAAACGCAUCUCGACGGUAAGGGUAUAUGUGAUAUUUCGAGUCGCUCUAUAAUAAGCUCUACUGGAGAAGUUUAAUGAAAAAUGAAAAAAAAAAUCAGCAGUCUUUCAAUACUUUGUAAAGUGAAAUGGUAGAAUGCGCUUCGCUCCAUUGAAAAAAAAAUCAAGUAUGAGGUAAUAAAAAGUCUAAGAUGAAGUCACCACUGACUGUUUGAGUUGGGAA